Molecule: messenger RNA, 2485 nt
Organism: Cicer arietinum (chickpea)
Lineage: Eukaryota; Viridiplantae; Streptophyta; Magnoliopsida; Fabales; Fabaceae
Biological process (GO): glucan catabolic process
Molecular function (GO): beta-glucosidase activity
Source: RefSeq, a predicted model, not a curated record
AUUUUAUUAAUUUCUUCAAUAUUUGUGUCACCUGCAUUAAUGUCUCCUACCUUAUUAAUCAUUUCGUAUUCUUUUCUCAAAUCUCAAUUAUUUCCCACAAAUAUAUUUCAUCACUUUCACCAUUUGGUAAUGGUUACUACUUACUAGUUGAUUCUUCAUUCCAUGCAUAGUGGCAUUCAAGGCAAGCUUUCCUUUCCGGAUAAAACUCUAGUUCAUAGGAGGGGCUAAAAUGACUAAAAUUCCCAUAUUUUUUGUGGGGUUUUGGCUAUUAUGUAACUGGGCAGGUUUGUUGGAGACAGGAUCCAUGAUGAAGUAUAAGGACCCUAAUGAGUCAAUUGAUAUUAGGGUUGAGGAUCUUAUUAACAGGAUGACUCUUGAGGAGAAAAUUGGUCAAAUGUUACAGAUUGAGCGCAAGUAUGCAUCUGAUGAUGUGCUCAACAAGUAUUUUAUAGGAAGUGUUAUGAGUGAGGGAGGGAGUAUUCCAGUUCCACAGGCUUCUGCUGAAGAUUGGAUUAACAUGUUGAAUGAAUUUCAGAAGGAUGCUUUAUCAACCAGGCUUGGAAUUCCAAUAUUUUAUGGCAUCGAUGCUGUUCAUGGCCAUAACUCUGUUUAUAAAGCAACUAUUUUUCCUCACAAUAUUGGACUCGGAGCUACCAGGGACCCUGAACUAGUCAAGAGAAUUGGAGCUGCAACUGCACUUGAAGUUAGAGCAACAGGAAUUCAGUAUGUUUAUGCACCUUGUGUAGCAGUUUGUAGAGAUCCAAGAUGGGGUCGGUGUUAUGAAAGCUACAGUGAAGAUCCUAAAAUAGUUCAAGCUAUGACUGAAAUCAUAUCAGGAUUGCAAGGGGAGAUCCCUCCUAAUAUGCCAAAGGGUGUUCCUUUUAUUGCUGGAAAAGAAAAGGUUAUAGCUUGUGCUAAGCAUUAUGUGGGUGAUGGUGGAACAACCAAUGGGAUUGAUGAGAGUAACACUGUUAUAGAUAGAGAUGAAUUGAUGGGAAUUCACAUGCCAGGGUACUUUAGCUCCAUUGACAAGGGUGUGGCAACCAUUAUGGUCUCUUACUCAAGUUGGAACGGAGUAAAAAUGCAUGCUAACCAUGACCUUAUUACUGGCUUCCUCAAAAACACUCUUCAUUUCCAGGGAUUGGUUAUUACAGAUUUUGAAGGUAUUGAUAGGAUCACCGAUCCACCUCGUGCCAACUGCACUUAUUCGGUUCAAGCAGGAGUUUCUGCUGGCAUGGACAUGUUCAUGGUUCCAAAAUUCUACAGAGAGUUCAUUGACGAUCUAACUAUAUUGGUGAACAAUAAAUUCAUUCCUAUGAGUCGAAUUGAUGAUGCGGUGAAAAGAAUUUUGCGGGUUAAAUUCAUGAUGGGUAUUUUUGAGAACCCUUUUGCUGAUUACAGUCUGGUCAACUAUCUGGGGAUUAAGGAGCAUAGAGAACUGGCUAGAGAAGCUGUAAGGAAAUCAAUGGUCCUUCUGAAAAAUGGUAAAUCUGCUGAGAUGCCUUUAUUACCUCUUCCUAAAAAGGUUCCAAAAAUACUUGUGGCUGGAAGCCAUGCAAAUAAUCUAGGAUAUCAGUGUGGUGGAUGGACCAUUAAAUGGCAAGGAAUCAGUGGCAAUGAUAUUCUCAAAGGGACUACAAUUCUCAAUGCUGUAAAAAACACUGUUGAUCCAGAGACCAUAGUGAUCUACAAGGAGAACCCUGAUAAAGAAUUUGUUGAAUCCAAUGGAUUUUCCUAUGCCAUAGUUGUAGUAGGAGAGCAUCCUUAUGCUGAAAUGCAUGGUGACAAUAUGAACUUGACAAUUCCCAACCCUGGUCCUGAGACCAUAACAAAUGUUUGUGGAGCUAUAAAAUGUGUGGUUGUGAUUAUUUCCGGUCGCCCUUUAGUUAUCACACCGUAUGUUGAUUUGAUAGAUGGACUUGUUGCUGGUUGGUUACCGGGUAGUGAAGGCCAAGGUGUGGCAGAUGUUUUAUAUGGUGACUAUGGUUUCACAGGAAAGCUUCCAAGAACAUGGUUCAAAAGUGUUGAUCAACUUCCAAUGAAUGUUGGAGAUCCUCAUUAUGAUCCCCUUUUCCCAUUUGGGUUUGGUCUUUCUACUGAACCUACUAAGGCUGUUUACUCUGAGUAGCUACAAUCUUCAUUCUUUAACUAUAUAUAUUUUCAUUAAAAGGGUGUGGAAGGUUGAUUUUGAACAUUUGGCUUGCAUUUUUAUUAGCACUGUACAAUGAAUGAUCUUCCAAAUUCUAGCAAAUCUCUGAUCAUUUUCUUUGGCAGAUCUAAACUAUCCCAGAACUUUAGGAGACAUCAUUUUAGGCUGCACCAAUAUCCUUAAGUAGGUUUGUUAGAAGACUAGCCAAUAUAACUCGUUUGUAAAAGUGAUCAUAUUUAUGUGUAGUUGUUAUUAUUUGAUUUAUGUUUUUCUUUGUAUUGGAGACAAAGUCUUCUAACUUGAGAGUUUAAAAAAACUUGAUUUAUCUAGAUGAAA